AUGGCGUCUCCCAGUGGGAAGGAAGCCCGGGCGCCGGAGGCUCCUGGCUGCGGGCCCCGGCCACUCACCCGGGACCUGGAGGACUCCGUGGACGACGCGGAGGGGCUGUACGUGGCGGUCGAGCGGUGUCCGCUGUGCAACACCACCCGCCGACGGCUGACCUGCGCCAAGUGCGUCCAGAACGGCGAUUUCGUUUACUUCGACGGCCGCGACCGGGAGAGGUUUAUUGACAAGAAGGAAAGGUUAAACCGACUUAAGAUCAAGCAAGAAGAAUUUCAAAAAGAAGUGUUAAAAGCGAUGGAAGGAAAAUGGAUAACAGAUCAGUUGAGAUGGAAAAUAAUGUCCUGCAAGAUGAGGAUUGAACAACUGAAACAAACAAUAUGUAAAGGAAAUGAAGAAAUGAAGAAAAACUCUGAAGGUCUUCUCAAAACCAAGGAAAAGAAUCAGAAGCUUUACAGUCGAGCACAACGGCACCAAGAGAAAAAGGAGAAGAUUCAGAGGCACAACCGCAAACUUGGUGACCUGGUAGAAAAAAAAAACAUUGACUUAAAAAGUCAUUAUGAGCGUCUGGCAGAACUUCGGCGAUCCCGUAUAUUGGAGCUCACCUCUGUCAUUUUCCCAAUUGAGGAAGUAAAAACUGGUGUGAGAGAUCCCGCAGAUGUGUCUUCAGAGAGUGACAGUGCCAUGACCUCCAGCACCGUGAGCAAGCUCGCCGAAGCCCGGAGGACAACUUACCUUUCAGGACGAUGGGUCUGUGACGAUCACAAUGGAGAUACCAGCAUUAGCAUUACAGGGCCUUGGAUUAGCCUCCCUAAUAACGGGGACUACUCUGCCUACUACAACUGGGUGGAAGAGAAGAAAACGACGCAGGGGCCUGACAUGGAGCAUAAUAACCCUGCUUACACAAUCAGUGCUGCAUUGUGCUAUGCGACUCAGCUGGUCAACAUUCUGUCUCAUAUACUUGAUGUAAAUCUUCCCAAAAAGCUGUGCAACAGUGAAUUUUGUGGGGAAAAUCUCAGCAAACAGAAAUUUACUCGAGCUGUGAAGAAAUUGAAUGCAAAUAUCCUUUACCUUUGUUUCUCUCAGCAUGUAAAUUUAGAUCAAUUACAACCACUGCAUACCCUCAGGAAUCUAAUGUACCUGGUCAGUCCGAACUCUGAACACCUAGGCAGGUCAGGACCCUUUGAAGUGCGAGCAGACCUUGAGGAGUCCAUGGAAUUUGUGGAUCCUGGAGUUGCUGCUGGAGAAUCAGAUGAGAGUGGAGACGAGCACAUAAGUGAUGAGGAAACCGACUUGGGGACGGACUGGGAGAACCUGCCAAGCCCCCGGUUUUGUGAUAUCCCUUCCCAGCCCGUGGAAGUCUCCCAGACCCAGAGCACCCAGGUGUCUCCACCCAUCGCAAGCAGCAGUGCAGGUGGGAUGAUCUCCUCCGCUGCAGCCUCCGUGACCUCCUGGUUUAAAGCUUACACUGGACACCGUUAAUGAGCGUGGACCAAAACAUGUCAAGUUUGCAUCAGGAAAGUUCUCCCACUACAUUCUAGUAAACCUUAUCUGUUCAGUUAUGAUAGCACCUGUAACAAAAAGAGGUUAAACCGUUUUGUUUUUUUAAGCCCAGAGAUGGCAUUUCUAUUUGUCAAAUGGUCUAUGAUGGUGACCUACAUUCUUAUAAUUAAUAGAACAGAUGGGGCAAAGGUCCUUCUCCCCAGACCAGUGCUGGUAGAAGGACCCGUGUGUGUGGCCGUUUCUUUUGAGGAAGAGAUUUGGGCUCCCUCUGGUCCCAGGCCACAGGACCCACAGGCACUGGUCAGCGUCUUGGUCCUUGUGUUGCUGAGACUGUUCCUGAGAGAUUGGUUGAAUCACAAGAAAGUGAUUCUUGAUUAGGACUUGAAAGAUAAAAACUGUUCUAAUAUGAGUGUUUUUCGGCCAUUGUUUUUUGUGCAGAGAACCAAAAGGCAAUUUGAAAUAUUUGAUUUAUUUGGUCAUCUUUGGUUUUUAGAUCAAGGAUUUUGAUUUUUGUUUGGGAGGGGGAUAGUUUAACACUUAUUUUAUUUGUACUGCUGUCAUAGCUUGUCAGACAUUCCUGUUUUUCUUUCUCCCACACACCAAAGAAACAGGUCUUUUUUUCUUUAGGACCCACAUCCAUCAACAGAAGAAAUCCUAGCUGCAGUAAUGUCCUGAAGAUUUUUUUUAACUAUUUCCUUGUAUCCUGAAGGGAAUUAAUCUCAUUCUUACCUAGGUUAUUGAAUUCCUGUCAUCCACACUUUGCAUUUUGAGAUUGAACUUACUUUCUAUGGGCAAAAAUAAGUCAUUAAGGUCAUUCCCUUGUGUAAGCUAAAUGCCUGUCUGGGCAUAGGUUAAAAGCCACUUAAGUGGCCUUUGGUCAUUCUUCCAGUGUCCAGUUGCUUUCUAAGGGAUUUAAUAAGAUGGCAAGUGUAUCCAGGGAAAAUCAUCCUGCUUGUUUCCUAGAGGUCUUUGUUGCUCUGAGGACACUACCUUUGCUCAAAGAUGUAAAGCAGAUCCUUAUAGAUGAUACUCUCUUCUCUAUCCAGGGGAAGCUCAGAUAUAAAGAAUUUUCCCUCACCAGGAGAUCAUUUUCAGCUUAUGUGUCUAAUCAUUCUCUUAGUGACAAUCUUACAAGAAAACUAAUGAGAGGCAUUAUGUACAAAUAUGUAAGUAGUUUAUUUUUAAUUGCAAAAAAACUAUGUAACAGCUCCAAAAAAUCCUAUGAAAAAUUCUUAACAGGCAUUAUUACCCUAUCUUAUUAGUGUGACUAGCAUGACAGUACUCAGAUAAAUCAUUUGGAGGUUUGCCACGCCUUAGCUUCUUUCCUUAUUGUCAUUAUUAUAGUUGAUACUUUGCCUCCAAAUCCGAGGUGCUAUAUAGCUUUUGCUAUUGGUAUAUUUGGUGUUUGGUAGCGUUUGAGGUAGAGUUGCAGAAGAAGGGAGUUUAUUCCCAUCCAGAAGUCCCAAGUUCCUUGGCUCUAUGAAUUUUCCACUUAGGGAGGAAACAGGCUUUUCCCCUUGUGUGUUCUUAUACAGCUGGUAUCUGUUUUAAGUGCCCAGCUUCAUGGUUCCUGGGCUUGUAUUUUACCAGCCAGUUCCAGAUUUCAUAGAGAGUGGAUGUGAUAGACUUGAACAAAUACCAGAUGAACUAAAAAUCUCAUGAGUUAUCUACUUCAAACCCUUAGAAGGAAGAACUUAGUCUCAAGAGUUGGAAAACUAGGAUUUGGGGCUUGGGAGUAGAGACUGACUUCCUCUGAGAGGCAGAAUAGUUAUGGUCUUCCCGAAUAAGCCUCUUAUAACCAUGAUGUAAGAUGAAGCUAAAAAACAGAAGCCAGAGAUCACAAACUCAUAUCUAGAGUAAUUCAACAAAACUUAUAAAGAUGUAUGAAAUUUAGGAAUUGAUAAGGGUCCUUAUUUUUGUUAAUAUCAACUAGAGGCACUUUACGUAGGGUUAAGUGGUCAUACUCAUUAAUGGUUUUGAACACCAACAUACUGACUUACACACUGCUGAAAUAUUUUGGGUUUCAUUAUUUUGCACUGGAUCCACCCUGUAAAUAUCCUUAAAUAUACAUUUGAACCACUGUUUUUUCUACUUUUUGCUGCUCAUUAAAAUCUUUCAUGUAGGUACCAGAACCAUAUGUAAACAGCUUCUUAAAAAAUUGAAGCUGGUGGGUUUUUUUUAAACAAAAAGCCAUAGAACUUGAUCAUGUUUUCCAUUUUAAAAUGAUUUGUUGAAACAAGGUAAUACUAAUAAAAACCCACAGGCACCAAAUAGGUUGCUUAAAAUGAUCUGUUAAAGACAUUUUUUUGUAAUGAAUAUAACUAAGUUUUGCACAUCUGUAAGUUAAAGGGAAAAACAGCAUGUCACCAUAGGAUACCCAAUUAGGAUUUAUCUAAGGACUCAUGUAAGUUGGGAAAGAGCAUUCAGUGGCAUGCUGUAUAGAAAGAACUAGGUCUGAGAAGCUCUUUGCAGUGUCAUGUUGCAGGAAUUUCCCUUUGCUCUGCAACUUCCAAACCAGUUUGAGUCAUACAAAUGUUUUCUAAACUUUUAUUGUAUUGCUGCAAUAAAUCUUUUAACAGUACUUUGCUAAUAUGUCUUUUUCAAACUGAUUCAUUUCCACUGCUACGUUGAGGGUAGUUAAGAAUGAGAUCCAGGACUGUAGUAUUUUGAACAAAUUAUAGAAUACUUUAAGAAUUUUUUGGCCAGGUAAGAAAAAAAUGCCCAAUACAUUUUUUAAAUUAUAGAUCAUGGUGGUAUUAAUCAUAAUGGUCCACCUUCAGCAAGCUGGGAAGCUGGUUGCUUACCAGUUACUUGCUUUCUCUAAAGAUGUGUUUUUCUUUAGUAGCCAGCAUAUGAUGCAUGUGACCUACUGUGGCUUCCCUGGGGAAGGAGUGGGCCUCUAGGAACCUGCCCAGACUUUCUUUGGGACAAGACAGAAAGGGAAAUGUUAGAAGGGGACCUCUUCUAGAUGGAUCCCCUACCCAUCUAACCUUUCAGGUUAGAUUACUGUGGAAAAGGGCCACCUGCAGGUGGAGGGGGAUACCAAGAGUGACUGACUACUGUGGAACAGCUGGGCCAGCUAGGAGAAAUACCAAGGAACUAUUGCCAGAGUUGCCCUACACCUUGACCUGGAGUUGGCCAGCCGGCAAAAGGAGGAAAUGGGCAAAGAAAUGGAAGAGUUCUCAAAUAGUGUGCUUGGGUGUUGCUAUCUGCCUUGGGUUGAUGUCCCCCUCAAACUUAAUUCCCACUGUAACUGUUGAGGGUGAGAGAUCCUAUUAUGGUAAUUGAAAGGUGGAGCCCUGAUGAGGUAAUUAGAUUCUGAGGACCAUGCUCUAGUGAAUGGAUUAAUGGUGGUGGUCAAGGGCUUGGUUCUGAGGGCUUUAAAAGAAGAGUGCAUGAGAAGUUUUCUCUCUGCUCCACCAUUUUCUGCCACGAGACCCCUGCAUUGCUGUAAAGCCACCACCAAAGAGGACCCUCACUAGAUGGACUUCGGA
This is a messenger RNA of Cynocephalus volans (Philippine flying lemur), 4997 nucleotides long. It is a transcript of the gene ATG14, whose product is annotated as autophagy related 14. The transcript has 10 exons. Lineage: Eukaryota; Metazoa; Chordata; Mammalia; Dermoptera; Cynocephalidae. Gene Ontology annotation, biological process: cellular response to starvation; autophagosome assembly; mitophagy. Gene Ontology annotation, cellular component: extrinsic component of phagophore assembly site membrane; extrinsic component of omegasome membrane; autophagosome. Bases 1 to 1482 code for a protein of 493 amino acids. The record is from RefSeq and is a predicted model, not a curated record.